This is a messenger RNA of Nycticebus coucang (slow loris), 10363 nucleotides long. It is a transcript of the gene REL, whose product is annotated as REL proto-oncogene, NF-kB subunit. Gene Ontology annotation, biological process: inflammatory response; regulation of transcription by RNA polymerase II; cellular response to stress. The transcript is spliced from 10 exons. The record is from RefSeq and is a predicted model, not a curated record. NCBI's taxonomy places the organism in Eukaryota, Metazoa, Chordata, Mammalia, Primates, Lorisidae. Gene Ontology annotation, cellular component: cytoplasm. Bases 299 to 2074 code for a protein of 591 amino acids. Gene Ontology annotation, molecular function: DNA-binding transcription factor activity, RNA polymerase II-specific; RNA polymerase II cis-regulatory region sequence-specific DNA binding.
GGGAAAUCCCCCUCCCGCCGGCCGCCCGCCUCCCGGCCCCGCCGGCCCCGGGCGCUCGCCGCGCUCCGCCCCCUGCCCCUGGCUCCGGCAGCGCCCGGCGACCCGGAGCGCGAGAAUUCAGGGGGUGGGAAGGUGUGAGCCGCAAGCCCAGAGGAGGGCGGGAAGGAGGAGGAGGCCCAGGGGUGGUCAGGGGGACUGGGGGUCCCGCCGGCAGAGGUCCCUCGGGCUCCUGACUUCUGCGGCCACCUCCGGCCGGGACGCUUCGAGCUGCCAGAGGGACGGCGCGACGAGCGGAGCCAUGGCCUCCGGUGGAUAUAAUCCAUAUAUAGAGAUAAUCGAGCAACCCAGGCAGAGGGGAAUGCGUUUUAGAUACAAAUGUGAAGGGCGAUCAGCAGGCAGCAUUCCCGGGGAGCACAGCACAGACAACAGCCGAACAUACCCAUCGAUCCAGAUUAUGAACUACUAUGGAAAAGGAAAAGUGAGAAUUACAUUAGUAACAAAGAAUGACCCAUAUAAACCUCAUCCUCAUGAUUUAGUUGGAAAAGACUGCAGAGAUGGCUACUAUGAAGCAGAAUUUGGACAAGAACGCAGACCUUUGUUUUUUCAAAAUUUAGGUAUUCGAUGUGUAAAGAAAAAAGAAGUAAAAGAAGCUAUUAUUUCAAGAAUAAAGGCAGGAAUCAAUCCUUUCAAUGUCCCUGAAAAACAGCUGAUUGAUAUUGAAGAUUGUGACCUCAAUGUGGUGAGACUGUGUUUUCAAGUUUUCCUCCCUGACGAACAUGGAAAUUUGACAACUGCGCUGCCUCCUGUCGUCUCUAACCCAAUUUAUGAUAACCGUGCUCCAAAUACUGCAGAAUUAAAGAUUUGUCGUGUAAACAAGAAUUGUGGAAGUGUCAGAGGAGGAGAUGAAAUAUUUCUACUUUGUGACAAAGUUCAGAAAGAUGACAUAGAAGUUCGUUUUGUGUUGAAUGAUUGGGAAGCAAAAGGUAUCUUUUCGCAAGCUGAUGUGCACCGUCAAGUAGCCAUUGUUUUCAAAACUCCACCGUACUGCAAAGCUAUAAUGGAACCAGUGACAGUAAAAAUGCACCUUCGGAGACCUUCUGACCAGGAAGUUAGUGAAUCUAUGGAUUUUCGAUAUCUGCCAGAUGAAAAAGAUACUUAUGGCAAUAAAUCAAAGAAACAAAAAACAACUUUACUUUUCCAGAAACUGUGGCAGGAUUGUGUCAAUUUUCCUGAGAGACCAAGACCUGGUCCUGUAGGAUCAAUUGGAGAAGGAAGAUACAUCAAGAAAGAAUCAAACUUGUUUUCUCAUGGUGCGGUUUUGACAGAAAUGCCCAGGCCUUCAGGAGUUUCAAGUCAACCAGAUUCCUACUAUUCUUCACCUGUGUCCAUCUCAAGUGGAUCGUCCCAUCAUUCUUCAGCCAUACCCUCAAUGGUCCAUCAGCCUUCUUCCAGCUGGUUAUUAGAGGCAUCUUCCACCUCACGCUCAGUCAAUACAAAUCCACUGAAUAGUUUUUCAGCAGGGACACUUUCCUCUAAUUCACAGGGUACCCCCUCAUUCCUGGAAAUACCUGGAGUAAGUAAUUUAAAUGCUUCAAAUCCUUGCAUUUAUAACAGUACCGAUGACCUAGGCAGAAUGGAAACAUCCAUGUCACCUGCUGACUUAUAUGGUGGUAUUUCUGAGGCCAGCAUGCUGCCUAAUUGCUCUGUGAAUAUGAUGACAACCAGCAAUGAUAGCAUUGGGGAGACUGAUAAUCCAAGACUCAUGAGCAUGAAUCUUGAAAACCCUGCAUGUAAUUCAGUGUUAGACCCGAGAGACUUGAGACAGCUCCAUCAGAUGUCCUCUUCCAGUAUGUCAGCAGGCACCAGUUCUAACACUCCUGUGUUUGUUUCACAAUCAGAUACAUUUGAGAGAUCUGACUUCAGUUGUACAGAUAACAGCAUGGUAAAUGAGUUGGGACCAUCAAACAGCACUAAUCCAAACAAUCAUGGUUUUAUUCAAAAUAGUCAGUAUUCAAAUAUUGGCACUAUGCAAAAUGAGCAAUUGAGCGACACCUUUCCAUAUGAAUUUUUUUAAGUAUAACUUGCAAAAUUUAAAUCCUUUUGAAUGUUUGCAAUCAUUUUGAUAUGACCCAUAUAGAAGUAGCAUUUUGGCUGGGCAUGGGGGCUCACGCCUGUAAUCCUAGCACUCUGGUAGACCACGUUGGGAGGAUUGCUUGAGCUCAGUAGUUCAAGGCCAGCCUGAGCAAGAUUGAGAGCCCUGUCUCUACUAAAAGUAGAAAAAUUAGCCGGGCAUUGUGGCAGGCGUCUAUAGUCCUAGCUACUUGGGAGGCUAAGGCAAGAGAAUCACUUGAACCCAGGAGUUGGAGGUUGUGAGGUAUGAUGCCACAGUACUCUAGCCUGGGGCAACAGAGUGAGACUCUGUCUCCAAAAAAAAAAAAAAAAAAAAUAGAAGCAGCAUUUUAUAUUUGUCCAACAGUAUGAUACAGGGUUUUUUUUGUUUGUUUGUUUUGAAAUAGUCUCAAGCUGUCGCCCUAGGUAGAGGGCUGUGGCGUCACAGCUCACAGCAACCUCAAACUCUUGGGCUUAAGCGAUUUCUCUUGCCUUAGCCUCCCAGAUACCCAGGACUACAGGUGCCUGCCACAAUGCCCGGCUAUUUUUUUGUUGUUGUUGCAGUUGUCAUUGUUGUGUUAGCUGGCCCGGGCCGGGUUUGAACCCGCCAGCCUUGGUGUAUGUGGUCAGUGCCCUACCUACUGAGCUACAGGUGUCACCCCAGGGUUUGUUUUUUUUUUUAUUGUUUCCUUUUGAGGGAUGAGAACCCAAAAACUUCUUUUUCAGGGAAGAAGUAUAAAACUUAGAGUGUUGUAGAAUAUAAAAUUAGAAAUUGUUAUAGAAAGAAAAUUCAAAAAUAGAAACUUAAAAGGGCUCUGCUUCCUUUUUUUGAAAGAUACAAACUGAUAACUGAGUAGGGUGUGAAUUCUCUUGUUAGAGGUCCUCCACAUUUCCCAAGGACAGAAAAUAUUAAGCUUCCCAUUUUUCCAAAUGUGCUUUUUUUGUACUUCUUUCAGAAUAUAUUAAUGUAGUCUUAGUUAAAUGAAUUAACUGAUAUUUGCUAUGAAGCAAAUUUAAGGUAAAACCUGUAAUGGCUAUGUCAUUGAAAAAAUCAAUUCCUUAUUAUUUUUGAGGCUCAUGGGCCAAGGUUACCCCUAAGGGGUUUUCUGAGGCUUCUUGGAGUUUCUUGUAGAGAUGUAAAUCACAAUUUUUUAAAAAUGUUACACUGGACUGAAGGGUGUUAAAGUGAGCUUUCAAGGUAUGGGAGAUUUUCUACAUUUGAUACUAUUUAAAUUCAUACCUUUAAAGUUGCUUAUGAUUUUACCUUUGAACUCUUAUUUUUUAAGAGAAAGACGUUUCCUUGGACUUCUUUCUUAGAUGCCAUCCUUCCCUGUGAUCUCAUAAAACUGCCUGUUUGAUAUCUUUAUCUAGAAAUCUAAUUAAAGCUCAAACUCAGCAUAUCUAAUACUGAGUUUUUCAUCUUUCCUUUCCUACUUGCUUCUCCGUCAGUCUCUCCAACUCAGUAAAUGGCAAUGCCAUCCUUCUAUUGCUCAGGCCAAAAACCUUCGAGUGAUUCUUGAUUUUUCCUUUAUCUCCCAUAUCCAUAGUCCAUUAGUAGACCCUGCCUUACAAACGUACCCAAAAGAGCCAACCACUUCUUUGGCCUCUACUGUUUAUACACUAUUAUAAACCACAAUCAGCUCUUGUCUGGAUUAAAGCUAUAGCCUUCAGAAACCUCCUUAUAUCCUUAUUCUGGUGUUCUACAGCCUGUUCCCCUGAAGUAACCAGAGUGCUUACUUUUCAAACAAGUCAAAUCAUAUCAUUCAUCUACUCAGAACCAUCCAGUAGCUUCCCAUCUCACUCAGAGUAGAGGUCAGAGUUCUUAAAAGGAGCAGACUCCCUGCCGGCCUCAUGUACCAGCCUUGCCUCCUUCCUCAUGCAGCUCCAGGCACUUGGCCUUAGUGCACCGAGUGUGCUCCUGUGUCAGACCAUUUCCUCUGCUUUGACUGUUCUCCCAGAUACAUGUACAGCUAGCUCCUUUCCAUCCUUCACGUCCUACUCAGCUGUUCCCCAUCAAGGCCUUCCUGGACUAUGCAUCAGCAUUCCCUAUCUACCCUGUUUUAUGUAUGUUUCUAGCAUUCUGACUUUACUCAGCAUUUGCUUGUUUGUACUGGAGUAUAAGCUGCAUGAGCGCAAAAAUGUUUGUGUUUUGUUUACUGUUGAAUUUCCAGCUUGAAGAAUAGUGUCUGCUUCAUAUGUACCCAGUAAAUAUUUAUUAAACAUUUAAGUAUUACUAAUAGAACUUAUUUUUGUUUGUUUGUUCUUUUUUUCUUCUUCUUCUUCUUCUUUUUCUGCAACAGGAUCUUGCUGUGUUGCCCAGGCUGGAGUGCAGUGGCCUCAUCAUAACUCACUAUAGCCUCAACCUCCUGGGCUCAAGUGAUUCUCUGAUUCUCUUGCCUUAGCCUCCUGAAUAUCUGGGGCUAUACGGUGUGAGCCACCAUGCCUAAGCUAAUUUUUUUACUUUUGUAGAGCCAGGGUCAUGCUCUUGCUUCAUGCUGGUCUCAAAUUCCUGGCCUCAAGCAAUCCUCCUGCCACACCCUUCCAAAGUGGUAGGAUUACAGGCAUGAGCCACUACAUCCAGCCAGAACUUUGUUUUUUGAAAGAAACAAUAGCCUUAAUUACAGGAUGUUUUAUUUAUUUGGAACAUUGGGUUUAUAUCAAAAUCAUGUACAGUUAAGUCCAGGAUUAAUAAUGGUAAUCCAAAUUAUUUGAAAGCAAAAUAAUACCAGUGGCAAAAUGGUGGUAGAAUCUUAAUUGGGAUGGAAUGUCAUGAUGCUGAGUAACUAAUUAAAGACCUAGUUCAUUUUACAACUGGAACCUACUCUAAAUGUUGAGCUCAUUCCUAGUUAGAAACAGAGUAUCAUUUCACUUAUAUAAUGUCCAACCAAACUAUAAAUUUACAUAUACCAGUCAAUUUAGUCAAAUUAGGGAAUGUGUGAAUGUUAUGUAAAUAAUACUGUGGCCGGGCACAGUGGCUUAUGCCUGUAAUCCUAGCGCUCUGGGAGGCUAAGGAGAUGGAUUGCUUGAGCUCAGGAGUUUGAGACCAGCCUAAGCAAGAGUGAGACCCUGUCUCUACUAAAAAUGAAAAAAAAAAAAAAAAAACUGAGGUAAAAGGAUCUCUUGAGCCCAAGAGUUUGAGGUUCCUGUGAGCUAUGACACCACAGCACUUCUUCCAAGGGCAACAAAGUGAGACUUGGUCUCAAAAAUAAAAAUAAAAAAAUUGCUGCGUUGAAUGAUGCUGGGAAAUAGGAGAGCAAGGAAGGCUAUGUUAACCAGUGUGAUGAAAAUAUGUCAAAUGGUCUAUAAAACCAGCGUAUGGUGCCCCAUGAUUGCAUUAAUGUACACAGCUAUGAUUUAAUUAAAAAAAAAAAAAAAAAAACCACCUUGGGUCAGGAUAGUCCAGGAAGCAAAAGAUUAAAGACCCCUAACUUAGUGCCAUUAAUAUUUUUCAGAAAUUAUGAUUUCAAAAGGAAAUAUUUUUAUAAUGUAAAUUUUAAAAAUCAUAAGCAUAUAACAUUCUUUAGUAGAGCUUAAGGGGGAAAGAAAAACCUAAAGGCAUAAUUUCUUUACUGUUGAAAAUAUGAACCCAGGAUGUGUCCAGAUGGUGAAUUAUUAUUAUUAUUUUUUGAAGGCAGCAUUUCAUAAGUUUGUAUCAGUUAGCACUGAUGAGAUUAAACACUGGCUAUUAGAAUACCUAAAUGAAUUUUUUUUUUUCGAGACAGAGUCUAUGUUGCCCUCUGUAGAGUACUGUGCUGUCACAGCUCACAGCAACCUCAAACUCUUGGGCUUAAGCAAUUCAAGAUCUUGCCUCAGCCUCCAGAGUAGCUGGGACUACAGGCAUCUGCAACAACACCUGGCAAUUUUUGUUGUUGUUGCAGUUGUCAUUGUUGUUUUAGCUGGCCCGAGCUGGGUUCGAACCCGCCAGCCUUGGUGUAUAUGGCUGGCAGCAUAACUAUCAUGCUACGGGAGCCGAGCCUGAAUUUCUUAACUAAAUAAAGGCUGACUUGCUUUUCAGUUUUUUCCUGUGUAAGCUGAACUAACAUAAGUGGUAUAUCAGUUUUUCCAAUGGAUUUUUCAUUUUUCAGUGCUAUUUACUGACCUUAGAAUUUAUUUUAUAAUUUAAAAUGAAUUUGGCAACAAACUUCUCCUCCAUGUCUAAAUGUACUUACACUCCCACAUGCUCAUAUGACACCCACUUUUGGUUUCUGAGGAAAAGACGUUGUCCUUUUCCAAACUCUACUGGUGCCUCUUCGGUUCUCUUCUGUUCUGUUUGUCCUACACUCUGGUUGCCGUUUUGUGCUUCCUUUCUUUGUGGAAAUGUGGUAAAUGUCUUCUCUAGUCUAAAAGGAAAAACAAUAGCAAAACCCUUUGCUGCCACCCUGGCCCACCUCCCCUUCUCACCUGACUCUGAAGUCCCUCCAGCCUCCAUUCCCUCACCUCCCCGUCCUGCCUGAGCCUGUUGGUCUCUGUCUCCAGCCCCUCCUGUUUUCUUAUGAUGUUCUGGCCUGAGACCACCCUCUUGUCAAAUGGAGUGUCUUUGCCCCUCUUCACUCUGCUUGGCCUUUGAAAACUCCCUGUCAGGGUACUGCUCUGGGGUUUCUGUGGCAGACAAGGUUUCUCUCUGACAUUUUUGUGCCUCAAGUCUCAACCCCAGCCCUCAAUAUGUACUCUUCCCAACUCCCACUAAUCUCAUCAGUGAUUUUUCUCUCACACUACCUGAAGGCCAUUAUAAACUGGCUCCUUUUCUGGCGUUCUUUACUUUUCUUAAUGGCAUUACCAUUUACCUGUCACCCAAGAUAUCUAAUAGGGGCCUCAAAAUCAUCUUUUAUUCUCUCUCUCCCUCAUGCUCAUACCUAACCAAAUCUUUUUGAGUCUGCCUCCUCUUGAAUCUUCCCUUCUUUCAUUGCUGUUGCUUUCAACAAUAAUCUUUUCAACAUGCUGUAGUAAAAACUCCCAAUUUUCUUUACCUUAUUACAUAGCAUUCCUUGAAAAAAAAAAAAACAUUCCUUCUCAGGCCUCCGUACUCUUAACAUGUUACCCACUCUGCCUCUACUCCUCUCCAUCUAAAACACUUAAUCCCUUAAGAUGGAACUUCUCUGUGAAGGUCCGUCCUUCUACCCUAGCAGAGGGGUAAUAUGCCCCAGUAUCACACAGUUCAUCUCAUGGAAUUAAAGUCAUGUGUUUGUCGUAUGCAUCUUUCUUUUUUUUUUCUUUUUCUUUUUUUUACAGUGGAUUGUUUUGUAUUGAUAUCUCAUUUAUCUUUGGGACUCCAGCAUCUAGUACAGUCCCUGUCAUAGUUGGUGCUGAAUAAAUGGUAGCUGUUAUCAGAGAGGGAAGGUGAAAUUGACAUAGUAUUGUAAAAAUGUGGAUAAGGAUAUGAUUUUUAUUUUAUUAUUUUUUAUUUUUAUUUUUUAUUUUUUUUUUGAGACAGAGUCUCACCCUGUUGCACUUGGAAGAGUCCCUUGGUGUCACAGUUCACAGCAACCUCAAACUCUUGGGCUCAUGCAAUUCUCUUUUCUUAGCCUCCCAAGUAGCUGGGACUACAGGUGCUGGCCAUAAUGCCCAACUAUUUUUAGAGAUGAGGUCUUGCUCUUGCUCAGGCUGGUCUUUAACCUGUGUGCUCAGGCAGUCCACCUGCCUCAGGCUCACAGAGUGCCAGGAUUACAGGCAUGAGCCACCUUGCCCAGCAAGGAUAUGAUUUUUAAAGGUAAAAGUACUUAACCUUUAAAAAUUGCAAAACACUGGCAUGAAAGCAGCUUCCUUCACCUGCUGUCUCCCUUUUCUUUCUCUCUCUCUUUUUUUUUUUUCCCUAAAACUUUUCUGUUUUUUUGUAGAAACGGGGUUUCACUAUGUCACCCAAGCUGGUCUUGAACUACUGGCCAGAAGCGAUCUUCCCAUCAGCCUCCCAGAGUGCUGGGAUUAUAGGCAUGAGCCACCACGCCUAGCUUUCUUUUCUUCCAAAAACAGUCCUGCAUCUCUUUGAGAUUGAAAGCAGCUCUGUUGAGAAUAGUGGUGUCAACUGAAUUAGGUAGAAAUUCAAUAGUUUUAGGUUAUCUCAGACCCCUGACCUUGCCUUAUGCACUUCCUCAGCACCUUACCCUUGCAUGACUCUCCAUUAUUACAUUAUUCAUGUAAUCAAUCAUAUGUCACACUUUUUUAAUGUCUGAUGUGCAAAGCGCCAUAUUAGGUACUGCAGUUAAUCAGAGGUGAAUGGGACACAACUCUUGCUCUGAAAGAUACCCGUCUUUCUUUUGAAGGAUAAGACAUAUAAAGGAAAAUGCAUAAAGUGAACUAAUUUUAAGUGCACAGCUUAAUGAAUUUUUACUUAUAUAAAAGCACCGAUGUAACUACCAUGUUUAGGCACCCCAGAAGUUUCCUUCAUGCCCCUUUCCAAUCUCAUCCUUCUCCUCUAAACCAUUAUUACGAUUUCUGUCAUCAGAAUCUACUAUUUUAAUGGCUUUUUAAUUUUGGUAACUGGGUUUCUCUAUUUACAACUAUAGUGAAACAGCUGGGUUCUCAAUUUCUAACCUAAUAUUUCGGAACAACUAAUUAUAGUUUUUGUAUCAAGAGAGACUUGGAAUUGGUGAUCCAGGCUGCUUAGCAGCACCAAAUAAUUUGUUAUAACAUAAAUCAACUUUUUAAAGGAUUACCACAUGCUAUUAAAUGGAAAGAAUAAGGUUUUUUAGUCAGAGAAUACCCAGCCUACCUACCUCAUGGGGCAUACUGACUUGUGAAAGAAUGCGUAAAAGGGAACACUGUAAAUUGGGCUAAUUGAUUAUCAAUAAACCUGUGUCUAUCCUAAGGCUAAUUAAUCUCUAAUCUCUAAUCCAAAUGCUUUUUCUAGUUAUCUAAAAGACAGUACAGGAAGAAAAAUCAUUAUGAAUUAGAUUCUUUAUUGAGAACCCUGAUGUGGAUUUCUCUUUAGAGUGAUUAGCUAUUGCCCAGAUCUGGAGAACUUUCUUUGGCCUUAUUCUUUCCAGUACCAUUUCCUAUUGUAUAGUGAAGAUAUGGUUAAUUAAUUAAUGGUUAAUUAAUUACUUCAAUUUUGAAAUUCUCAGAUUCUCAGUUCCUUUGCCAAAGUAGAUUAUGAAUUGGGAGUAGUUUGACUCUUUUCCUAAAAGUGAAUCUUAUCUUAGCUAAUGAAGUUGGUCCUGAAAGGUUUCUUUCUGUUUUGUUUUCAGAGAUUGAAUGUGAAAAGAUUAAAAUUAGAAUACUUUUUUAUCACGUUAUAGAAAAUUUCACGCUAUUUACCACGAUAAGUCCAGAAGUAGGUGGCUAAUGAGAGAUAAUUAUAUGGGUUGUUUGUAUCCAGUUUUAUGCCUUAUUUGUCUAAGACUUAGUCAAAUUAAUAUUUUUAUUAAUAUAUCUUAGUAUAGUCAAGCACAAGCUUAACAGUGGAUAAGAGUAAACCUCAGUAAUCAUGCCUGCAUUUUUUUAAUGCAUGCAGAAAGCACAGGUGAAAAAGCACCACUCAUGUCCCCACUACUUCCAUUAAGAAUCAAAAUACGAAAAAUUCAAAAAUUAAUUACUCCAUUUAUUCUAAAUGUCCAUAUCUACUACUAAUUGUCUAUUUAAAUGUCAGAAUUUAUCAUCAUUCUAGUAUUCUUAGUUUCUAAGACUUCAUUUUACUGUUGGACUGUGAAAAAUUUAAAGAAUUACAAAUUUCAUUGAAUACCUAUGUGUGAAGAGUAACAGUAAUUAGUAAUAGUAACAGUAAUCAUUCAUCUUGCCCAUUUUUCUUAAUUAUCUAAUCAAAACAUUAUAGAUAAGUCAAUCUCAUGACACUUCAUUGGUGAUGCUGAUUUUUUACUGGGUAAUUAGCUAAUAAUGUUGGUCACUAUUUCACAGUUAGGUAGCUUUAAGAUGACAUGGAAAGGAAAACACAACGCUUUUGGAUAAUGAGCUUUCUGACAUGGAUUGUUCAGACCAUGUGAAUCAUUUAGAGAUGAUUUGUUUUAAAAGUAUGCACUUGAAAAUACUGUUGGUUUGAUGAAUCCAAAUCUUAGCAGACUAGCAAAAUCCUAUUUUUUUUUUUGGUUGUUUUAAGUAUUUUUAUAUGCUUCUUAAUAAUGGAUGAAUUUGGAGGCAGUGAUCGAAGUUAUAUUUUUAAAGUUCUCAAGUACUGUAUUUAAUGUUAAGCUUGGUUAAGAUACAAAAGUUUUUAAAAUGUCAAGAUGCUUUUAUUGUACAGAAUAUUUUAUUGCCUUUGUAAUGUCUUUGUAUACAAUGAUUUUUUUCUUGGUAACAUAAUAAA